AUGGACAAGACCAACAUCUUGGACACGAGGGACCCGAUGGACAAGGAUCGUGUUGGCGUCCACACUGUGUUUGCUGUUAGGGAUAUCACAGAGUCUCUGGAUCUUGUGAAAGAGAACGGCGGCCAUACACACCUUGACAAAACCGGUAUGGGUCCGAAAAUGGGCUUCGUUGCUCGCUUCGUCGACCCAGAGGGAAAUUUGAUGGGAUUGUAUGCUAUGAGUUAA
Cladophialophora bantiana CBS 173.52 is the source of this 225-nucleotide messenger RNA. RefSeq lists its product as uncharacterized. The coding region runs from base 1 to 225 and encodes 74 amino acids. The record is from RefSeq and is a predicted model, not a curated record. Lineage: Eukaryota; Fungi; Ascomycota; Eurotiomycetes; Chaetothyriales; Herpotrichiellaceae. The transcript has a single exon.